AUGUCACAACCGCUCGAGCCUGUGGCCAUAACAUUGCUGCACGGCGGAAGCCGCUAUUCGUUGAAGUUCUUCCGCGGAACAAGCCGUGAGGAACUCUUGAGCUUUGUCCAGGAAGUGCUCCAGAUUGGUGAGGUUCCGGCUCACCGGAUUCGAUUCCUCGACGGCGACGGCUUGAUCGUCCUUCUGAACAGUUUCGUACCCUCGGACACGGUGCUCAGGGUGGAGCUGGACACCUCCAUGGACGAGCUCGUCCUGCAACGAGUCAGCCCUGAUGCUUCUGAUGGCUUGCAAUUCCUGCUGCACGAGUUGCACUGUGUGGAGGAGGUGCUACGCAGCGCGACUCUAAAGCGCCGACGUCUCCAGGAUCUCGUUGGCCCUGCGCAAGCGCAGCGGCUCGUCUUUCGAACGGACCUUCCCAUCUACAUUCGCCAGAAGAUCUUCGAGUGCCUUCUGGUGAAGGAGACAGUUCGGUUGCCAAACGUAUGUCGGAGCUUCUUGGCCUUCUGCACCACAGAAGGGCGCCGGGUAAUUCCGGUGAUCAAUGACCGCGCCCUUCGCGGCGGUCCGGUGGCCGCACGGCGGCUUGCGCGCUUGGUGCAUCCUUCCUUCAUCUACAUGGUUGCUGUCAAGGACCACGGUGAGGCGGCCUGCGCCUUUCUGGAAGCCAUCCUCAGCGAGUGCCCUUCCGAGUUCAAUAGCCUGACACGCAUCAUGGUCAAGAAUGCUCGCUUCGUCUCCGCGACGCUCCUUAUCCGAUUGCUGAAGAGGGCGGCAAAGCUGAACGAGGUCAAAAUCCUUACGCGCCUGGAUCGACCUCUGCCGGCAGAGUGUCUGCGGAGCGUGGAGAGUCUUUCUGCCUUGGUGCUACACUCCACUGAAGUGGUGGGUUUCUCAUCGCUGUUUACAGCCGGUCCUUUGGCUGCAUUGCGAUUUGUGCAGAUUGUGGACAGCCCGCACUUAAACUUUGACAUGCUCCUGGGCACUUUCACAUCCCCAUGUCCCACUGGCGUCCACGUCCAGCAUCUGCAGGUUUCCCCCAGCUCCGAUGAGCCGCAAGACCGGCACUGGAGUCAGUGGGUUCAGCCCUUGGCAGACCUCUUGCAAAGCCCUCCGAUGGCUGCCUUAGUGCAGCUGGACGUUCCUGUGCCCUCCUACUCCGUGAAAGCGGCUGAGACCGCCAGGGCAUUGCUGGAGCGCCUGCAGCAGAGGCGCUUGCCCCGGGACCUCGCAAGGCUCCGAUUCCUCCCCUACAAGAAAAACUGCGACGCUUUUGUGUCGCGCCCAACCUUUCCUCAGAUGGAGACCGUGAUCGAGAUCCAAGAGAUUCUGGGCAAGUACAGGCAAGCUUGGCCAUGGCUGGAGGUCCGUUUCCCUGGCGUGGAUGGGCCCUCGGAAGACGUCGACUAG
This is a messenger RNA of Symbiodinium sp. CCMP2592, 1407 nucleotides long. The record is from the annotation of a GenBank genome assembly. NCBI's taxonomy places the organism in Eukaryota, Dinophyceae, Suessiales, Symbiodiniaceae.